This is a messenger RNA of Aspergillus steynii IBT 23096, 3364 nucleotides long. Its product is annotated as MET18/MMS19 family protein. The transcript is spliced from 6 exons. Gene Ontology annotation, biological process: iron-sulfur cluster assembly. The coding region runs from base 21 to 3200 and encodes 1059 amino acids. The record is from RefSeq and is a predicted model, not a curated record. Lineage: Eukaryota; Fungi; Ascomycota; Eurotiomycetes; Eurotiales; Aspergillaceae. Gene Ontology annotation, cellular component: cytosolic [4Fe-4S] assembly targeting complex.
CACAAGGCUUGAUUGCGAAGAUGUCGGCAUUGCAGACUUUCCUGCUGGUCGUGGACCACGACAAGCAGGAGGCAAAGCAGAUUGCUGAACGAAUUGCUCAAGAUGUGGAGAACAAGAAGACGACCCUCAUCGAAGUCGUACAGUCUUUGGGCGAAUAUAUAAACGAUGAAGACCCGAUUCUACGAGGCAAAGCCGUCUCCUACCUUACCGCCGUGAUCAUCGCGCUACCUCCGAAGUUCCUUACUCGACAGCAGAUCCAGGUCUUGACAACCUUUUUCUGUGAUCGUAUCGAAGAUGGAGGGGCUGUUACGGGACUGGAAACGCUGCAGAAGUUGGACCGUUUCACCAAGGAGCUGGCUGAGGAAGUGGCACGAGCUAUCUUCGAACACUUCCAAGAACUGCAGUCUCGGUCACAAUCGCAAAGAUUCCAGGUUUACCAACUACUGAACGAAUUGAUGUCCAACCACCGAGCAGCCCUGCAUGAAAUGGGAGAGGACUCUCUGGUUGGAACCGUGGAUAUCAUGACGGGUGAAAAAGAUCCCCGGAACCUGAUGCUCGUCUUCUCUAUCCUGAAAGUAGUGAUGGUCGAAUGGGAUGUCUCGAACCAUGCGGAGCUUCUAUUCGAUUCUGUUUAUAAUUACUUCCCAAUCACGUUCAGACCCCCGCCGAAUGAUCCAUAUGGUAUCACCGCGCAGGAUCUGAAGAGCCGCUUGCAGGACUGUAUCUCGUCCACAGGCCAAUUCGCCCCUUACGCCAUCCCUUCGUUGUUGGACAAACUUGACUCGACAUCACCAAAUGUCAAGAAAGAUGCCCUCAAUGCAUUGAUUGCCUGCGUGCGCUCGUAUGACCCCGAUACUGUGUCCAGAUACUCGAUUACUAUCUGGGAUGCUCUUAAAUUUGAAAUUCUCAACGCACAAGAAGAAUUCCUUUCCGAGCUCUCUCUUGAAGUUUUGAAUAAUAUCACGAAGCGACUGUCGGAAGGUGUCACGCAGAUCUCUGAUCAAUUGCCUCUAGCACAAUACCUGCGACCCAUCACCAGGGAAUGCAAUGAUCAGUUGCGGGAACCUCAACAAAAACAGGCAAAGCCCGCUCAACAGAUCCUCGGCUCUGUUGCGACUGCCUCUACUGCGUCAUUCGCCUUGGCUGUAAAAACAAUUGUUGCGCCGCUUUUGACUAUCUAUCAGGAAGCCGAUGGAAUAGCCAAACAAAGAGCUUUGCUGGAGACCCUCAUAGUUCUUUUCGAUUCCGCUAUCCAGGUGUUUGGCGAAUGGAUAACACGGGACCCCGAGCCUGCUGCCGAAAACCCCCUUCUCGAGUUUAAGGACCAGUUUUCCGAAAUUUUUGGCCAGGCGUUAAUGGGCGUUAUCAAAGAGGAGGUGUCCUUCCGGGUUUCCGCUUUGAAGGGAUUCCUGCGCCUGUCCACCCUGCGCAAUUACUUCCAAGAUAACGAAAUUGGUCUCUUCGUACAAUACCUCGACGAGAUUCUGCUCAAAGAGGAAUCUGUGGGCCGUGAUGACCUUAAGAAGGAGGCUAUUUCAGCAUUGGCAGAACUCUCGAAGUACAAACCAAGGCUUAUCAUGGACAUUACCUUCCCUGCCUUUGUGGCAACUCUUCCCGACUCGGAUGACGACACGAACUCUGAUUAUUUAACAACUCUUGAGAACCUUGCGCAAAUAAGCGUUGAAAAGGACAUCUUCGAGACAUUGGUCCGGCGGCUACUUAGCAAGUUGACCGUUCUGCUGCAGAGGGAGCAAUCGGGUUCCGCAGCGUAUCCGAGAGCAAUCCUCUUGACCAUCUUCUAUGUCAUGAGCCAAAGGAAGAUGGACCAAGAUCCGAACUUGGGUGUCUACUAUGACAAGAUAGUGAUCGGUUUGUGCCGCAGUGUGGCUGAUUCGGCUUCAGGAAAAGCUAAGAACAGCAUCCUCGCCGAUGUCACCGUGUUGGACAUCCUCGGAAGACUCUGCAAUCUUAUUGUCAGAUCGCUUCCCAAGGAAAAGCAGGACGAAGUCGCAGAGAACGUCUACACCCUGUUUUCUCCGGCAGACAGCUUUUCCCCUGUCCCAUUUGCGCAAACCACGGAUGCCAACCAACAGCGCACAAUGAUUAUAUCAACGUAUCUCCUCGCGGGACUCCCAGCUGACUGUGCCAAGCUGCCAUACAGCAGCCCUAACAUGUCUGCUCUGCUCUCUGACAUCACGAAGCGUUCCAUCACGGAAUGCGAGCCAUCUACCCAUAUCGCACUCCUUCGUCACCUGGCUCUCCUCGUCAACAAAUUCCUGCCAAAGACGGAUCUCGGCAUUGCCUCGGACCUCUUCGACUCCAUCCUCCCCCCAGGCGCCGAAGCAGAGAAACUCAGCCCGGAGAAACUAGCCACUAUCCUCUGGCUCUCCAAGGCCCUCGUUCUCCGCCUCGCCCCUAAAACAACCCAACUCCUCACUUCUCUUCUCGCCCUCCUCUCCUCCCCCGACGAAUCUACCAGCACGACCGCCGCCCGCGGCUUCGCCAUCCUCCUCCGAGACGACGACGUCCUCUCCCCCGCCAACGGCGCCAACAUCCGCCUCCUCUCCAAGCAGCGCGUCUUCACCACCCUGGUGCCUCUCAUCUCCACCAGAAUCCGCGAGGUCAACGUCAGCGUCAACGCCGACUCGUCGUCCGCCCCCUCUUCCUUCUCCCACAUCAAGCCCGCCCACCUGACCGCCCUCUCCGGCAUCCUCUCCACCAUCGCCCCGUCCCUCGUCAUGCCGGAACUCCCCACCCUCCUCCCCCUGCUCCUACAGACCCUCGACCUCCAAACCGCCGACUCGCAGGCCGUCCGCUCCGCAACCCUCGACACCCUCGCCGUCAUCAUCCGCGAGAACGGCGUCGGAGUCAUCGAGAACUGCGGCCACGUGCAGAGCCUCGUCACCCGCCUGCUCAAAACAACCCAGUACGUCCCUGCCGGUUCCGUCUCCGUCAACGGGACCAGACUGCGCGCCGACGCGCUCAAAUGCCUCUUCCUGCUGGCGCAGACCCCCUCGUCUGAUGCACCGGCUGUCGCCAAGGCAGGGAAGCUGUCUCCGCUUCUGCCGGUGAAGAAUCAGGUGCUGCGGUCGUUGCGGAUGGUUCUGGAUGAUCCGAAGCGUGAUGUGCGGAAGGCGGCUGUUGAUGCUCGGGGCGCUUGGUUGAGGGGCGUGGAUGAUGCGCCUGACGAGGAGGAAUAGAUAGAUAAAUAGAUAGAGGGGUUGAUCCGGCUUUUUGAUUUCGUUUCCAUCUGGGUAUCUAGGCUUGGAUACCCUUUGAUCCAAUUGCUCUUUCUUGCUUUCAUUUAUAUUUGAUGAUACGUUUCGGCUCAAAUGAAGAUGAUGACACUAGUUAGAUAGUAUAG